Linum tenue is the source of this 768-nucleotide messenger RNA. The record is from the annotation of a GenBank genome assembly. Lineage: Eukaryota; Viridiplantae; Streptophyta; Magnoliopsida; Malpighiales; Linaceae.
ACUUGUGCCCAACGCUAAAAGCCCACCUCUCCUCUCUCUCUCUCUCUCUCUUCUGCUGCUGCGUGAUACGGCAGGAGGAGUAAUCUAAGAGGUGUGCCGGGGUUAAGAAGCAGCGCCCCGCAGCAGCGAGGACGGCGACGGCGGAUUCAGGCGGAAGUGGUGCUACUUCGUCGCCGGCGCUGGCAAGAGGAAAGGAUUAAGAGUAAAGGAUAGAUUGAUGGAUUGGUGGGACAAAGUGAUCUUCCCCGUCCGCCGCGUUUGGGUCGCCGUUUCUGCUCGCGUCAAGUCCCGCAAACACGGUAGUGGCGGGAUUCUGAUGCUUCACAACGACGUCCAGACUUGCGGGUAUGAGGACGUCCAAGUCAUGUGGGAAAUGCUGCGGCGCUCCCAACUUGAGAUCAUCAACGGCGGCCGCAGCAGCAGCAAUGGCAAUCUCCUGAAGCAGCAUCGACCGUUCUGGCGAAGCUUCGUGUGGUCGAAUGCUCGUCGUAAUCGCAGGACGAGCGGCUUCACUUCGCCUCUCGUGGCUGAUAUAGCCUGAGUUCACAUAGUCAGUAAUCAAUCCCUCUCCAGGCAGCCGUCAAUGCAACCGCGCAUGGUACAGUGCUGUUUUACUACCAUCACUUGUCAAUGUCUGCGCAGAAUACAACCCUGCUGCGGCCUCCUUCUGUAAAUACCAUAACUUGGUCUUUUGCUUCGAUGAAAGAUAAAAUCUAUUUAAAAAAUAAAUGGAUGUUUGUGUCUCUGACAAUUUGGAAUGAUUUGGUG